Molecule: messenger RNA, 2520 nt
Organism: Scedosporium apiospermum
Lineage: Eukaryota; Fungi; Ascomycota; Sordariomycetes; Microascales; Microascaceae
Product: Catalytic activity: SGTs can use different sterols such as cholesterol
Exons: 8
Coding region: 1-2520 (839 amino acids)
Biological process (GO): carbohydrate metabolic process
Molecular function (GO): hexosyltransferase activity; UDP-glycosyltransferase activity
Source: RefSeq, a predicted model, not a curated record
AUGGCGGGAGAAAAGUCUUCCCCCUUUAUGAAGGCAUCGUCCUUCCUUGCGAAGAACCCAUUUGCGGAAAAUGCUAAUGUCAGAGAUGAUGGUCGCGUCGACAUCGUGGUCGACGCUGCCCUGGGCAGAAUCGCCAACCGCCUCAUGCGCGAUGAUCCCACCAUCAAUGCCAACCGUUUGUCGCGAACAAAUCCCCCUACUUCUUCGAUGCCGCCUCCUCAAUACUCCAUCAUCGAUCCCCUCAAGUCCCAAGUAACCGAGUUGCCGCGACCGCAAACGUCUACCCAAAGCUCCAUCAGCUUAAACAUCGUCAUCCAAGUCGUCGGAAGCCGAGGCGACGUCCAGCCCUUCGUGGCGCUGGGCGCAGAACUCCGUGUAUCCGGCCACCGCGUCCGGCUUGCAACGCACGACGUCUUCAAAGACUUCGUCAAAAGCGCAGGGCUGGAUUUCUACCCCAUUGGCGGCGACCCAAGCGGUCUCAUGGCGUUCAUGGUCAAGAAUCCCGGCUUGAUACCUAGCAUGGAUAGUCUCCUUGCGGGCGAGGUGCAAGGGAAGCGGACCAUGGUCCGGACGAUGCUCGAUGGUUGCUGGAGGUCGUGUAUAGAUGCCGAUCCGGAUAGCGGCGAGCCGUUCGUGGCGGAUGCGAUCAUUGCGAACCCGCCGAGCUUUGCUCAUGUGCAUUGCGCCCAGGCACUGGCUGUACCUUUACAUAUCAUGUUUACUAUGCCGUGGACGAGCACGAGGCAAUUCUCGCAUCCACUGGCCAAUCUGACAUUGGGUAACGGAAAGAUCGAUCCUGGCACUGCAAAUUAUAUGUCAUACUGGCUCGGAGAUGUGAUUAACGAAUGGAGGACGACUGUCGACCUGGAACCCGUACCUACAUCAGAGGGCCCCAGACUCCUCGAGACGCUCGGUGUGCCCGUGACGUACUGCUGGUCACCCGCACUCGUCCCUAAGCCAGCCGACUGGCCCUCGUCAAUAGAUAUCUGCGGCUUCUUCUUCCGAGAACCACCUGAUUACACACCGCCAGAUUCUCUAGCCAGCUUCCUAGGCAAAGGCUCGACACCAAUAUACAUCGGGUUCGGAAGCAUUGUGCUCGACGACCCUGAAAAGCUAAACUCCAUCCUCGUCGAAGCUGUACGGACAGUAGGGGUAAGGGCCAUCAUUUCCAAGGGGUGGAGCAAUCUUGGCGGAAAGACGAUCGGUCCCACGGAUGAUGGCAACGUUUUCUACCUGGGGGACUGUCCCCAUGAGUGGUUGUUUAAACACGUUUCGGCGGUUAUGCAUCAUGGUGGAGCGGGGACUACGGCGUGCGGUCUGUUGAAUGGGCGACCGACGACCGUGGUGCCAUUUUUUGGAGACCAACCGUUCUGGGGGGAGAUGGUCGCAAUGGCGGGUGCCGGGCCAAACCCGAUCCCCCAUAAGCUCUUGGAUGUGCAAAACUUUAUAGAUGCUAUUCGGUUCUGUCUUACUCCGGAGGCAUCAGCUGCUGCCCAGAGGUUAGCGACAAGCAUCAAGGCAGAGACCGGCAUCAAGCAGGCUGUCAAAUCGUUCCAUAAUCAUAUCCUGUCGUAUAACAUCCGAUGCGACCUGCUUCCAACACGGCCCGCGGCAUGGGUGUAUAAGACGAAGAGCGGAAGGUCAAUCAAGUUGUCGAAGCUCGCUGGCGAGAUCCUUGUGCACUCUUCCGUCAUCCAAAGGAAACAUCUCAAACGGUAUGAAGUCAAUCCUGUCGAGAUUAGGAACCGUCGCUGGGAUCCAAUGACGGGAGUAGCUUCAGCAACCCUUCACACCGGCAAAGGAAUGUUGGUCGCAACUUCGGAUAUCGUCAUAAAGCCUUUAAAGACGUAUCGAUCUCUAAGCGCGAAUCACUCCCCAUCUCCGGGAUCUGAUGACAUAGAGAGGGGACCCAGCAUGACCACGCCACCGCCAACCCCUGGAACAUCUAGGUCAGCAGCCAGAUCUUCGAGUCACUCUCUUAACCAUACCCAGAAUCGGUCAUGUCUGGCAGAUACGGGACAAGUCGUAGCGGCCUCCGUGUCAGGAGUUGGUGGAUUCUUCAAAGCGCAGUGGAAGGGCUUCCUGCUAGAUAUUCCCUUGUCCGCUGCUGAAGGCCUUCGCGCCGUUCCGAAGCUCUACGGCGAACACGUGCCUGAGCGGGAUGUCAUCACUGACUUUAGGUCUGGCGCUAUGGCGGGCGGAAAGCAGUUUGUCCUUGGUAUAUCAGGAGGCGUGGCAGACCUGUUUCUACAACCGUAUACUGGAGGUAGUCGUGAUGGCGCCCGUGGUGUUGCCAAGGGGCUAGGAAAAGGUGUCGUCGGAUUCACGACCAAAGUCUUGUCUGCCCCUGUUGGCCUCGUUGCCUACUCGUUUGAGGGAAUCUACCAGGAUAUUCGAAACUUUACCUCGAAAACUGGACGAAUCAUCCAAACCCAACAGCAUCUGGAGGGGACGUACUUACUCCAAGCUGAACUGACGAAGAGUCGUGAACUAGAAGGCGGAAAGUCCCCCAAGGGUUAA